This is a messenger RNA of Neolamprologus brichardi, 7517 nucleotides long. NCBI's taxonomy places the organism in Eukaryota, Metazoa, Chordata, Actinopteri, Cichliformes, Cichlidae. The record is from RefSeq and is a predicted model, not a curated record.
CCAGCUACUGGCUGCAGGUUCACCGGUUGGAGCACGGUGAUGGGGGAAUCCUCGACCUGGAUGAUGUGCUUUGCGAUGUGGCUGAUGACAAAGACAGGUUAAUAGCUAUAUAUGAUGAACAGGAACCCCAUCAUGGCGGUGAUGGCACCAGUGCCAGCUCCACAGGCACCCAGAGCCCCGACCUGUUUGCUGCAGACCUCAGCGCAGGCAGCGGAGCCUCUGCUUUCCAACCUUACCAGGCCGCCAGCGAGAUCGAGGUCACGCCUUCGGCCCUGCGCACCAAUAUGCCCCUCCACGUCCGGCGCAGCAGUGACCCUGCUCUGAUGACCAUCAAUGGGCCGUUCAGCGGCAGUGAGUCACGGGUCCAACCAGAUGAGACGCCAUCAAGGAAGAACCCAACCCGCUGGUCGACCACCGCUGGUUUCCUGAAAGCUCGCCACUCGUCUGGCACAAAUAGCCUGGAAAGGAAGGGUAAAGGGAUGGACACGUACCGCAGUCUGCCACGAGACGCUGGGACCUGGGCCAAUCAGAGAGAAUUCCAGAGAGAGACGGCACGGUCAUCGCUCAGCGCCAAUCAUCCCAUGGUGGACCGCUGGCUGGAGAGACAGGAACAGGAGGAAGCGGCAAGAGAAGAAGAAAACGGACGGAUCGAGCCUGUUGGCCGAGCUGACUCCAUUGACCACACUGCUGUGAGGUCACUAGAAGACAUUGUCAAACUGGUGGAGGUGUCAAACGACGGUGGGCCCCUGGGGAUCCACGUGGUGCCUUUCAGUGGCAGGGACCGCAGGACUCUUGGCUUGUUGGUCAAGCGUCUGGAGAGAGGAGGGAAGGCCGAGCAGCAGGGCCUCUUCCAGGAGAACGACUGUAUCGUCCGUAUCAAUAACGGAGACCUGCGAAACAUCAGAUUUGAACAAGCCCAGAAUAUGUUCCGUCAAGCCAUGCGCUCUCCGGUCAUCAUGUUCCACGUGGUGCCGUCAUCGAUGAAGGCCCACUACGAGCAGCUGUCCCACGCCGAGAGGAACCCCGUGUACGCCUCGGGCCGUUUCAGCCCAGACUCCCUCAGCGGCAGCACUGUGUCAGGCAUCGACCACACGCCACAGCGGAUGUCCCGGCACGGUUCCCAAACGCACCCACACUCCCAUCCGUACCCCCAUGUGCUCUCAGAGCCGACUGACGGUUACCCCCCUCUGCUUCACCCCGCGGUUUCCGCCGCCAAGCCCCCGACAGGUCACGCCCACUCACCGCAGAAGGGGAUGAAUUCCACGCCAGCAGGAGGCUAUACGAAAAAAGUCGGGAGGAGGCUCAGCAUUCAGCUAAAGAAAGGCCCCGAGGGACUCGGCUUCAGUAUAACGUCACGGGAUGUUCCCAUCGGGGGCUCAGCACCCAUCUACGUGAAGAAUAUCCUGCCUAGAGGAGCUGCUAUCCAAGAUGGCCGUCUCAAGGCAGGAGACAGGUUGCUAGAGGUGAAUGGCGUGGACCUGAAUGGGCGGACCCAGGAGGAAGUGGUCGCCUUGCUUAGAGCUACACCCAUGGGCGGGGCUGUGGGGCUGCUGGUUUUACGCCAGGAGGACUCUUUCCUACCCCGAGAAGUGAAUGCUGAGCCCCAGAUGCAAAUCCCCAGAGAUUUGCAUCCACGGCAGCCUGUGACAGCCGGGAAACACCACUGGCUGAUAGAGAAGACAGAGGAGGACGAGUUGGUCCUGACCCCUGAUGGGACCAGAGAGUUCCUGACCUUUGAGAUCCCCCUCAGUGACUCGGGUUCUGCAGGUUUGGGUGUGAGCGUUAAAGGCAACCGCUCCAAGGAAAACCAUGCAGAUCUGGGCAUCUUUGUCAAAUCCAUCAUAAAUGGAGGUGCAGCCUGCAAGGACGGGCGACUGCGAGUAAAUGACCAGUUGAUUGCUGUCAACGGCGAGUCGCUAUUGGGCAAAACCAACCAAGACGCUAUGGAGACGCUACGCAAGUCCAUGUCAACUGAAGGCAACAAGCGUGGUAUGAUCCAGCUCAUUGUGGCCAGACGAGUUGCCAAAAGAAAUGAGGAGACACCAGGGAGCCCACUGGGACCCCAGCAGAUUUUAAACACCUCCCUAGAUGACCACGAGCGCCGAAUCUCCCACUCGCUGUACGGUGGCCUGGAGGGCCUCGAUGACAACUUGAUGCCCCGGCAAGGCAUGCUGCCACGCACGAUAGGAAACUAUCAGCUCUCACCGACCGUCAACAUGCCGCAGGACGACACCGUGAUCAUAGAAGAUGACCGGCCGCCGCUUCUUCCACCCAACCUUUCCGACCAGUCCUCCUCGAGCUCACACGAUGAUGUCGGCUUCGCCGCUGAUGUGACUCCACCGUGGACCAAAGAGCUGCCCAAUCAGAAUCACAGCUCUGCGGCUCCAGAUGAAAAUAAUCCAGAUGGUGCUUUCCAGAGGGAAGGUUUUGGACGCCAGAGCAUGUCAGAGAAGCGCACCAAGCAAUUUGGAGACGCCUCUCAACUUGAAAUCAUCAAGACACGCAAGUCCAAGAGCAUGGAUUUAGUAGCCGACGAGAUUAACCUCACACCUCAUCCUGAGACCUACGCAGGUUCUUCCACAAAGGACGUGGGGCCGUCGCUGGGCCUAAAGAAGUCCAGCUCGCUCGAGAGUCUCCAGACAGCAGUAGCAGAGGUAACUCUGAACGGGGACGUCCCCUUCCACAGGCCUCGCCCUCGUAUCAUCAGGGGGCGGGGCUGUAACGAAAGCUUCAGAGCAGCCAUCGACAAAUCCUACGACCGACCGGCCGCCACGGAAGAGGACGACGAGGGCAUGGAGACAUUGGAGGAGGACACUGAGGAGAGUUCACGGUCGGGGAGAGACUCUGUGUCAACAGUAGCGGACCAGACGCCGCUGUCGAUUACCGAAAAGCCACUGGUCAAUGGCACAAACCGCACCAAAGAGGAGAAGAAGAAGGACAAAGACAAGGGAGGGAAGGAAAAGAAGAAGCCGGAGGGAGGGAAGGAGAAGGACAAGGGAAAACCUAAGAAGGGGAUGUUGAAGGGACUCGGGGACAUGUUCAGGUUUGGGAAGCAUCGAAAGGAUGAGCGGCUGGGAGAAAAGAUUGAUCGUAAAGGCUCCAGCAAGUGGAGGCCAGAGGAGACGCAGGCGUCAGACGAGGAGACCAUGAAGAUGAGGAUGGAGCAAGAGAGGAUCCAAGCUAAGACCAGAGAGCUGCGGGAGCGUCAGGCCAGGGAACGAGACUACGCUGAGAUUCUGGAUAUAAGUCGAUCGCCGGAGAGAUCCUCUGAGGAGGACCACCAGUACGCUGGCAUCAACCAACUUAACAGCUCCAUGGACAGUGGCCAUAGUCGCCCCCACAGCCCCCACCUUCUCAUGCUCAUCGCCUAUUCAGAUGCUUACUCCCCAACAGCAUAUGGCAUUCAUAACCGACUAACCCCCAGCAACCACGACCGGAUACAGAGGCUGAGGCAAGAGUUUCAGCAGGCCCAGAAUGUCCCGGACGACCCAGAUGAUCGCAGGAGGACCUACAGCUUCGAGCAGCCCUGGUCAAACACCAGCAGCAACGGUCCAGGCGGGUACAGCCAGCCAGGCCGUCACUCGGUGUCGGUCGAGGUGCAGAUGCAAAGACAGAGGCAGGAGGAGAGAGACUCGUUCACCCAGGCGCAGCGACAGUACAGCUCCCUGCCACGGCAACCCAGGAAGAACCCUAGCACCAUCUCCCAAGACUCUUGGGAUAAGGCGUACCCACCUGGUGAAGGGUUCCAGACUGCUAAGGACAACCCCAGGUACUCCAGCUACCAGGGCUCCAGGAACGGCUAUCCAGGUGGAGGCGGUGUCAAUGCCAGAGUCCUUCUGGAGGCCCAGGAGCUCUUGAGGCAGGAGCAGAGACGCAGAGAACAAGAAGCCAAAGGGAAAUUAAUGCAGGAAAGUGCUGGCAACAGCAGCUAUGAGGGGUACACGGCACAUCUGAAAGACCCCGCCUCUCCUAAAGGGCCGUACCGACACGACGUGCCACCUUCGCCUUCACAGCUAGCGAGGCUUAAUAGAUUGGGUUCUGAGAAAGGAAGACUUUUUUAUUCUUGAAGAGCAUCAUUGGACUGGUUGAUGAAGAGCCAAACGAAACGAUUAGAGCCAAGGGGAUUGUUCUGAAGAAAGAAAAAUAGACACUAUGAAUCUUGACAGGGGACAACCUAGAGGUCUUAUAGUUUAGCAGUGAGCUUAUAGGUAAACAGUUGUGAAGUGUACUCGGUAUGUGGGUGUUUGUGUUCAGUCCUCCGCUGCGAGGAUGACCUAUACUAGUCAGUCAUUCACCCUCCUACAAACAGUGCCUUCUCUGCAUUCACGGACACGAAGCUUGUUCGCAGUCGUCCAGGACUCUGAUUCAUCGAGAUCUGGCAUCGUCGUGUACUGACAAUCAAAUGGGCAGACAGGCAAGUGAGUGGGCGCCUUUUUGAGCCCACGGGGAGGCGCAAGUUUCUGUGUGGGUUUUGCAUGUGGGCAUGUGACAAGGUACAUGUUUCACUAUCAAGAAUGUGUCCCGCGGAUGACUCUGCCCACCUGUCACGUUCAGCCCCGACAGAUGCUGCCGGUGUUUAUCAGCAUUCUGUUUUCUCCACUUUUAGUCGUCUCUCCACAGCAACACACCUCGCGCAGUACUCCACAGGGAGCACAGAAAACAAGGCAGAGUGUGUGAAAGAAAGCGGGGCGCAUUGUGUGUGUUAUUAAUAAAAAAGACCCCCUCAUAAAUGAUUCAUAUUUUGUGUUAUCUUCAUGGAGGAGGCUCAGGCAGAGAGGGGAGACAGCUCUGAUCCUCUGCCUGGCCGCUCUGCUUGGCUCCGGGCUUGACUUGCCGGCCCGCCCGCCUGUCUGUCUGGAGCCCUCAUCCUCUCUGCGUUGUUCUCGUCUUCUCCCUGUUCAUUACGCUCCUAUUUUCUUUUUCUACCUCAACACCCCUACCUUUAUCCUCUGCUCCCCUGCUCUCCCUUCUUUGCACAUCUCACACCUUCGCUUCCCCUUACUCUUCCUCCUGCUACACGGUGCCACCCUCCUCCUCCUCGUCUCCCGAGUCAGGCUCUGCACUGAAUUUUUCAUCACAAGCCACCUGCUGCCUGCCAGAGCCAAAGAACGCUGCCACCGGAGGCAUCGACAGAGGGCCCGGCUUCUGACAUAAAGAGUGGAAUAAAAGCCAAAAAAAAAAAGACAGACAGAAUAAAGAUGGGAAGAGAGACAACGAGCCUCCGAGUGUGAGAUUAGCUGGAGCUUUUUCCCAGUUUUAACAAAAGGCAAAACUGUCCUUGGGAGUUAAUUGCUUUCAAUUGCUAUAAUUGCUUUUUGUAUUUUAUUUUUGCAGUUGUUAGCAUUUAGUCAGCCCCAUUCUCCAUAAUAAUUUAAAAAGAGGGAACAGGUAAACGGGCUAUCAUACUUUUAAAAAAGCAUCAGUCAGUAGAUAAUCUGAAUGCCAAAAGCUUUUACAGGGCAGAACAAAAUGGCACAACAGCUUAUUUACUGGCCCACAUUUUGCAGUGUCUAGUUCUGAGUUUGCUUUUUCUGCCAUAAGUCGAUGAAAUAGGACUUUUCUCUUGACAAUAGAAGAACGAAAGAAGCCUUUCUUUCCAAACAAACGUUUAGAACAUUUUUAACUCCCUUUUAACCAUCCUGAAAUGUUUCCCUUAAUAUGGCAAUUAGGCUUAGUGGGUUAUGCUAACUUUGUGUUUACCACCUGUUUCUCUGUGCAGCUGGUACAAACAUGGAAUCUUUCCACAGGCUCACAAGUAAACAAACAGGCUUUCAUUAAUCAUUAUGCAAGGUGAGAGGGUCAUCUGGCCGUUCGCCCUGCAUGGAGUUCCCAUGGAAGUGGCUUUUCCGGGCAGCAGGGGUUUUGUGUGACACAGGUGAAGAUUCCACAGCAAUCUUCAGGCUGGAAUAAUGCUAACGCACACUAGUCACAAUAGCGCUUCAGUUUGUUUUGCUUGCUGUCGAACUGUCUAUUGUUAGCUAACUAUUUACGUUUGAUUUAUUCAAAUGUCUCCCUCCCCUUUUCUCCCAAUGGCUCCGCAUAAAAUUGAAGGAAGAUUGUUAUGAAAAUGAAAAGGUUGCACACAGAUUUACGUCGGCCCUCCUGGCAAACCCACUGAUUCUGUUCAAAAUGAACUGGUUUCGUAGGUUUUUGCUGUGACAGCCUUGAGAAGGACUUUUUUCUCUAUUUCUUUUGUUGUUGUUGUUGUUGGUCUCCAUUUAAUGAGGAAACAGAACUUUUAAAAAAAACAAAUCGGAACAAAUUAAACAAGAAAUAUCUGCAAGACUAGAUAAAAAUUUCCAUUCUGGCCCAACUCUGCAGCUGCUGAUUGAAAACAGCUGUUGUAGGUGUACUGGGAAAAAACGCUUGGGCAUCGAUGACACAUACUUUUUAAAAAAUAAAUAAAUACUGCCACCAGCCCACUAUUAUAAUUGCUGCCGUAGGUGGCAACCUCUUAGUCGGCGCUCGUCUUUCUUUGACAGCGCUAAUGUUUGUGACGUGAUUGUGUCUGCCUCCGAGCUAACAAAUGAAACGGGGCAGGGGUCAAAUUUUAAACAAAAGGGAAAUACAGAAAAAGCUACAGAGAACAAACGGGCAGUGCAUAAUCACCCUCCACUCCCACACCAUCUCCAUAUGCAGAGGGAAGCUGCAUGAUAAACAUGAUCUCCUGCUGGUUAACGAAGACCCUUGCUGGGAUAGAUGCGGGCCUGGUAAGGGUAAUGAAUGAGAUGAAGUAAAAUUGAACCUUUAGUGGCAUUGUUCCAGGUUUAAACUUAGCAAUAUUGUUCAGCGCACACAUAUUUCUGUGUGCAUGGGUGCAAUGAUAGAAACUGAUUUUUUGGGGAGGGGGCGUCUUCCCAGUUUGAAGGUUUUUAAACCCACCUGAGAAUGAAGCUGAUGAAAAACUUACCAAAAAAAUGACACAAGCUGUGCAGAUGAGAGUAAAAGCAUUCUCCAUUACGCACAUUAUUUUAGCGAAGUGUUUGGUUCCUGCUGUGAACACAAAUUGCAGACCAGCAUAUUUAGAAGGAUGUAUUUGACCUGUGCUCUAAAUACAGUGGAUUUAGCUGCUCAGCUGUUCCUGUUAUAUCAAGUGCCUGAGAUAAUAUCACAAAAUGUUACACAAAGAAGGUUAUGAUGUGAUUUUUUUUCUGUCGGUGACACUGCAGCACACAAAUUGCAGUGGAUUUUUAUUUUUAACAUGUUAAAUCCAUAUUAAGGGUACACUUUCCUGAACGUUUUUCUUUUAAUAUUUGUAAGAGCCAACACUUGCGGACAGUUAUCAUUGUAUUUGUACUGUUUGAUAUGCCUUCAAACAAACUGCAGCAGGAUGUGUUUUAAAGUAUCUCAAAACAAAUGGAAGUUAUUAGAUGCUGAUGUGCAAUUGUUGUUUGUUGUUGUUGGGGUUUUUUUUCCAGAAAACUUUUACAUGAUCUAUUAAGAAAUGUAUGCAGCCACUUCUUCCUGUACAUAUCAAAUUUAGAAUAAAACAGAAGGCUGUUCCAUCCUGUUUCCAA